AUGCCCGAGGGUAUAAAGGCCUCGUUCGAAGGAAACGAUGUAUUUGUAGUGGUAGACGACAUAAGAGUGAGAAUCAAAAGGGACACGUAUACGGCUGUCGCACCGAGCAAUGACAACGCCUCUGUCAUCAGAGACAUUCCUUUAGUCGAGAUACGAUCCCUGCAUGUAAAGAACAAUGAGGGGUUCUUCCUAAAGCUGAAUCUACUUGAAGAGACCAUUAUACUUAGAUUUAGCUCCCACCAUUCCAGAGAUAUCAUCAAGUCAAUAAUCCUCUCGUUCAUGAAGACAGACCAGGACAUAGCAAAGAGGAUCCUUGAGUCUGAUCCAUCCACGAGAAUGUUAUUCAACAACCUGAAGCAAUGGGUUUCUCCCUCGAAGUUCUGGUCGAUCAACAAGGACAAGAUGAAACAAAUGAUUUCCAUAGUCAGGCAGCAGCCGUCAAGAGAACUGGAGAUCGACGAAAAGACCUUUAUAUCCUCGUUGGACCCUAUUCUUCUGAAUGUGUUCGAGCAGAUGAACUGCUCCAUCAACCAGUUUUAUAACCUCCUAAGGCAGUCGUACUUUUGUGAUCCCAAGAACGAGAAAAACAGCCUGGAUAGGAUGAUCAACUCUGCAGUAAGAGACUACGAGGUUAGGCAGGAUUUCGCCUCCAGAAUCAACACCCACUCGAUCCUGGCCUUGAAGCCCAUUGGAGACGUGGAAAUCCAUCCGAGCACAAGAGAGGGAAAGAAGGUGGAAUUCUUGCCUAUAUAUCCAUUUGAGGAAGAGGAGAUAGAAAGGCCAAGAAGAAAGUUUAGGUUCGAGAAGAGGCCUCUGAGGUGCGAGGUUGAGCUUGAAGUCGUGCCUAUGGCAGAGAAAAAAGCAUUUGAGAAGAAAGAUCUUGCAUGGAUUAGAGACCUGUCAAAGAUUGUGUACAAGUCGAUGAAGGAGAAGGAUAGAGAAUUCUUAAAAGAAGUGACUGGAAUCACCAAGAGGUUUCUAGACAAUAUGGAGAAGAAAUACGGAAAGGGGUGCGAUGUUUACCUCAAAAGGAUCCUGCCAACGUACUUCAUCGAAAAAGAAGACAGAUAG
Encephalitozoon hellem ATCC 50504 is the source of this 1071-nucleotide messenger RNA. RefSeq lists its product as uncharacterized. The record is from RefSeq and is a predicted model, not a curated record. Bases 1 to 1071 code for a protein of 356 amino acids. The transcript has a single exon. Lineage: Eukaryota; Fungi; Microsporidia; Unikaryonidae.